CUACAAUAACAUCCGGGCAUUUCAGCAGCGCGCAGGUUUAGCACACUAGCGACACCACAUGGAUGAAGAAUGUACUAGAAGAAGAACACAUAAAUCUACUUCAACAACAACACAAUUAUUUGAAACUACUCAAAAAUAUCUUUAAAGGGAAUAUUACUUAACUGAUCAAAGAAGGAGGCAAAAGUGGAACAAAAAAUGUAACGAACACACACGUUUAUUUUGAAUUCGUUGCCAGCAACAUGUUUCCAAAAAGUUAGGACAAGAACAACAAAACAACAAAAAAAAUUCAAUGUCAAGACACCUCCCGAAGAAAAAUCUUAAGACUAAUACAGCUGGUGUGCAGCAGGUUGGUGAUAUAAUUUAGAGUAAAUAUUGUGUUUUCUAUCAAUAAAGUUUUUUGGACAAAAAAAACUCGGCACACUUUACAGCUGGCAACAGUCGCAGUUCAAUGUGGAUCGGCCGUAUGGUUCCCUGAUUUACGGCACAAAUCAAACCGUGUUGUUUGUGCCUAUACCCGGCCAAGGCUCGGCUGUCUCGAGUAGGAGAACGAAGUAUUUUCCUAAUGAUGGCCCAUCUAACUGAAAACCCCGCUGAUAAGGAGAGGUGAGUAGUUGUUUGAGCUAGCCUCCUGUUCGCCUAGCUACGCAAGCUAACAGCUAAGUUCGAAGCUCGUGUAGCGGUAAAAUCACAUAGACACUUUGCUAAAUUUAGGAAAACACCGAUAUUAUUAUAGGAUUUCGGUAAAAUAUUGUAAUGGUGGUAAAAUUGUUGACAAUGGAAGUUUAUUCUACAAUUCGGCAAAUGUGUUAAACCCCUUUAUCAUGUAUAAUUAACAGUUAUUAGCCUUUUUAGUGUAGAUGGUUCACGACAUACCUCGACAGAGUAAUGUUAACUUUCGUGGAAAGGAGGGCAAUUUUCAAGUCUUUAUUCGUUUCGAAUCUGAGUUGAAUUAGUCUCUUUACACUUUCUUUGACCUAUUGUUCAGAUACUGUACGUCUCAUUAGCCACAAGAUAAAUGAAACCUCGCGUUCUCCUUAAUCUCAGUGGGACAGGCUAUAGUUAGUGUUAGUGAAUGAAGAUUGGUCUAUCAGUUGUAUCGCUACGACAGUGGCGUAGUAACGCUAACCCUCUUUAGCAUGACGUGUAUAAAAGACCUAUUUCCUUCAGUCUUUGCAAGUAAUAUUGAUUUUACAAACCUAAAACUGCACCCAUUACAGCUGAGAAACAUUAGUGAUUACCGAUACAGUACACCAUUAAGUGAAAAUUAGGUUUAUUUGGGGUUAAGUUCUCAAUCAGGAGGGUUGGCCAUUCAACAGAGUUAGACAGCUAUUUAUGCAGGUCAGUGUUUGUCUCCCAUUCAGGUAACAGGUGUUUAUACAGUCAAACUAUUAACAAUAAACUUUAUUUUUGCUGAUGUCUGUCAGCUGUGUUAAAACCCCAGUCUUCGUAAGGAACGUGUAAAUGAAGUCAAUCAAAGCACACAGGAAUUAAGGAACAUAAACGACAGAAGAGACUGGGACAAACAUUUCAUAAUUUCUAUUUACCAUUACUCAAGUCAGCUUUGUAGUCUCAGGUGUGAGCUCUGCAGUGUGACAGACGUGUUUUGGAUGUUUUGCAGGUUCAUCUGUUUGUAUCCAGUUUACAUCAACAGUAAGAAGACUCUGGCUGAAGGACGAAGGAUCCCCAGUGAGAAGGUGACACUAUUUAUUUUGUUUGCUUGGUUGUUCAGCAGCAGAGGUCUAAACUUUAAAGAAGUGAUGGUUAAGAGAUUCACUGAAAUAAACCAUAAAACAGUCUUUGUGUGUCAACAGACAUCAAGGAGGUGUGCUAAAUCAAAAUACUGGUUUCUCUGACAAUGCACCAUUCAGCAUGUCCCUCUCUUAAGUAAUUAUUCUGAUCUGGAGUAGUCUGUAUUUGUUUUAAACUGAGAAGAUGGGUGGUUUCAAAGAACCUUUCCUACAGUGGUUUUGAACACCCUCUGAUACAUCAUCCUUUCUUUUUAAACAAACAUCAAAGAGUCUGCUUUUAUGUUUGUUUAAACAUUGUGUAGGUAUUGUGUAGGUAUGUUGUGCUGUAUGUCAACCAAACUUUGAAUGACUUUUUACUACACCUGUAUCUGUACUGAGUCCUUUACUACGUGCUCUGUAGAUAUGUGGUUAGCAAGAUAACUUUAGGAUGAGCUCUGGGCUUCAAGACUACAAAGAUGGUUUACUUCUUAUAGGUUGCACAUCGGCAUGGUAACUUUGGCUUCACGUCUAACCUGCUUCAGAGCAGGUUUUGUCUGAGAUAAGAGAUAAAAGCAUCCCUGACUGACCAAUAAGAUUUUCGUGUGCAGGGAGCAGGAAAAAAAACACGUUACAUUUCCCUACAUGAAAGUAGAGUGUAAAUGAGUGUAUCUUAGUAAAUAUGGAAACUAUGAGAGUGCUGUGUUUGUGUCUGCAGGCUGUGGAGAAUCCAUCCUGCGCUGAGAUCAGAGAUGUCCUGACAGCCGCUGGGCUUAAUGUCUACGUAGAGGUCAACACAACAGACAUCACACAUUCUACCAGGGCUCUAAAACACAUCAUAUGAUGGCAUAAGUGUGUGUAUUUGUGUGUGUAUUACAGAACAAGAUGCACCCCAGGGAGUGGAACCGGGACGUCCAGUUCAGAGGUCGAGUCAGAAUCCAGUUGAAGCAGGCAGACGGCAGUUUGUGUCAGGACAAGUUCACCUCCCGUGAGUCCGUCUAAAAGCUAUACAUAAAUACAAAUAUGGAUAUAGGUAUAGAUUUUUUUUUUUUUUUACUCUAAAGAAUUGAAAGUAAUGAAAAGAAAAUAAAAAAAGAUUUUUACUGUCUUUAUUUUCCUUCUCUUGAUUCCCUCAAAUAAUUUUGUGAUGUUCUAUGUCCUUUUUUAUCCUCUCCUGGUGUCCCCCUCAGGUAAAGAUGUGAUGUUUUACGUAGCAGAGAUGAUUCCCAAACUAAAAACUCGGACCCAAAAGAGCGGAGGAGGAGACACCAGCUCUCAGCAGGGAGAGGGAGGAAAGAAGAGCAAGAAGAAGAAGAAGUAGAACCACAGAAACUACCUGUUUUUCUUUUUUAAAUCAUUUUUAUUUAGGUCAUCAUGUAUCAAGACGAGUCAGACCCUAAGCUCACACAGGAGCAGUUUUAAAGGGUUUGAUGCCACCGUGACCUCAGACACAGAUUCAGCUGCAGCCUCUCAGAAGCUAAUCAUCUUUUUUGUUCUCCUUUAACUCUUUUUUUUUCAUCCUCAUGGGUUGACCUGAGAUCUGUGACACCUGCUCAUAAUUUAGUUUCCAAAACCUCCAGCACAAGCAGAGAAAUGAACUGAUUUCUGUUAUUACAUAGAAUUCUUAUUUAGCGUUUACUUCUCUGUGUCUGUAGCAGGACAAGAUGAAUAAAUAGUUCACUUUCUCAUCUUUCUUUUUGUUUUAUUUGAGCAAAUUAACCGUCCCUGAAUGAGCAAUCAAGCAAACUUGUUGUCAGCUGCAUGUUGAAGGAAGUGUCAGUAAAUAAAAGUUUAUUUCAUGUUUUAUGAA
This is a messenger RNA of Xyrichtys novacula (pearly razorfish), 3534 nucleotides long. The record is from the annotation of a GenBank genome assembly. Lineage: Eukaryota; Metazoa; Chordata; Actinopteri; Labriformes; Labridae.